AUGGCCGAAGCUCCGACGACGCCACCUCCAAAGAGGGGCCGGAGGAGGAGGGAUGUUGAUCUUUCGGGCUUAGCACAGGCCUGGGAAAAUGAGAAGGAUGUGAGAAAGGGGUCGAGGAAGAGGAAGUGUUUGCUUCAGUGGAAAGAUCCUACCAAGGUUGGCAUCAUAGGCUUCAACAGCUUAAAGGACAAUUGGAAGGUGGUUCUGCAUUUGAUCGAUACGUACUGCCCGGACUCCGCACCGAGCAAGACAGUUCCAGUUGAUGCCGUCAAGCUGCAGGUUCAAAAGUUCUACGAGGAGAUUGAUGUGACCCCGAGAACGGGCCUGGUUCAUUGUGAGAGCCAUUCGCUGAAGAUGUUCCUUACCUUUAUGAACCGCCGGCAUGAUGGCAGCAAACGAAAGGACAAUCGCCUCCGAGCACUCUACGACGAGCUCGCGAAGCACUGGCCGCCUAAGCCCCGAAGCAAGAAACACUUGGUUUCAGAGGAGGAUGAAGCUUCGGAGGAUGAAGAAGGUGAUGUAGAGGCAGAGAUUUAG
Symbiodinium sp. CCMP2456 is the source of this 537-nucleotide messenger RNA. Lineage: Eukaryota; Dinophyceae; Suessiales; Symbiodiniaceae. The record is from the annotation of a GenBank genome assembly.